AGAGGUUGACCUUGAGCUGUAGUAGGAGCUCCUCUGCAUCUGUGUAUAUAUAACAGGGACACCAUCCCUGGCUUCUUCACAAUGCAACAAAGCAGGCCUUCAACUGUGGGUUAAGUGCUUCUGCUGCUAUCAUCUCAGCACCACUGUUUAGGCGUACACUCCUGAAACACCAGCAAUGCCACGAGUCGUGUCUGAUGGAGGAGAAAGCAUCGACACCGACGUCGCCAGCCGGACGUCAUCGCACCGUCGCGUGGACAGCGUCCAGCAUGGGCACGGCUACAAGGUCGGCGUCCCGCCGAAGAAGAGCCUCUUCGCCGAGUUCUCCGACGCGGUGAAGGAGACGUUCUUCGCCGACGAUCCGCUGCGGCAGUUCAAGGACCUGCCCAGAUCCAAGAAGAUAUGGCUCGGCUUGCAGCAAGUCUUCCCCGUGCUCGACUGGGGCAGGAACUACUCCCUCGGCAAGUUCAAGGGCGACCUCAUCGCCGGGCUCACCAUUGCCAGCCUCUGCAUACCACAGGACAUCGGUUAUUCCAAGCUUGCUAACCUGCCACCACAAGUCGGGCUAUACAGCAGCUUUGUCCCGCCUCUGAUAUAUGCGGCGAUGGGCAGCUCCAGGGAUAUAGCCAUCGGCCCAGUGGCUGUGGUGUCGCUGUUGCUCGGUACUCUCCUCCAAAAUGAGAUUGACCCGAACACGCACCCACUGGAGUACAGACGGCUGGCGUUCACCGCGACGUUCUUCGCAGGGAUUACUCAGGCUGCGCUUGGAUUCUUCAGGCUAGGGUUUAUCAUAGAGUUCUUGUCUCAUGCUGCCAUCGUUGGAUUCAUGGCCGGUGCUGCCAUCACCAUUGCUCUUCAGCAACUGAAAGGAUUCCUUGGAAUUGCACAUUUCACCAAGAAAAGUGAUAUUGUAUCGGUCAUGGAAUCAGUCUGGGGAAAUGUUCACCAUGGGUGGAAUUGGCAGACAAUACUGAUCGGCGCAUCCUUCCUGGCAUUCCUUCUGGUUGCCAAGUACAUUGGGAAGAAGAAUAAGAGGCUCUUUUGGGUCUCCGCGAUCGCACCACUCAUUUCAGUGAUCAUAUCCACCUUUUUUGUGUACAUCACUCGUGCAGACAAGCAUGGCGUUUCAAUUGUCAAGAACAUAAAGAAAGGUAUCAACCCACCUUCAGUUAGUCUCAUAUACUUCAGUGGCCCAUACCUGGCGACAGGAUUCAGAGUUGGGGCAGUAGCUGGAAUGAUAGGCCUAACGGAAGCAAUUGCAAUUGGAAGAACAUUUGCUGCACUGAAGGACUACCAGAUUGAUGGGAACAAAGAAAUGGUGGCUCUAGGAACCAUGAACAUUGUUGGUUCAAUGACUUCUUGCUAUGUAGCCACGGGUUCUUUCUCACGGUCAGCAGUUAAUUACAUGGCUGGCUGCACAACAGCAGUGUCAAAUGUUGUUAUGGCAAUUGUCGUAAUGCUUACACUGCUGUUGAUCACCCCAUUGUUCAAGUACACUCCCAAUGCCAUCCUUUCCUCUAUCAUCAUAUCAGCAGUGCUCGGCCUAAUUGACUAUGAGUCGGCCUACCUUAUCUGGAAAGUUGAUAAAUUGGACUUUCUAGCAUGUCUGGGAGCAUUCAUCGGGGUCAUAUUUUCAUCAGUGGAAUAUGGCUUGCUCAUUGCGGUUGCAAUAUCACUUGCUAAAAUUCUUCUCCAAGUAACACGGCCAAGAACAGCUUUACUCGGAAACCUUCCACGAACAACUAUAUACAGGAAUGUUGAACAAUAUCCAGAUGCUACCAAGGUUCCAGGCGUGCUAAUUGUUAGAGUGGACUCAGCUAUCUACUUCACAAACUCCAACUAUGUUAAAGAGAGGAUCCUGAGAUGGCUCAGAGACGAGGAGGAACAACAACAGGACCAAAAGUUAUCAAAAAUUGAGUUUCUUAUUGUUGAGCUAUCUCCUGUAAUUGACAUCGACACGAGCGGAAUCCACGCCUUGGAGGAGUUGUUAAAAGCACUUGAAAAGCGCAAGAUUCAGCUGGUUCUUGCCAAUCCUGGGCCAGUGGUGAUCCAGAAGCUCCGCUCAGCGAAGUUCACAGACUUGAUUGGUGAGGACAAGAUAUUCCUGACGGUCGGCGAUGCUGUGAAGAAAUUUGCUCCCAAGGUGGUGGAUAAUGUCUGAAAGAGUUUCAGAAUCAUGUACAGGAGGAGCAAAGAGAAGUCUAGCUAUUCUUUAUUAAACUCCAUGUUUGCCAGUGACCAGUGUGAAUUUAUAGAGUGGAAAGCAGCACAGAUUACAGAACGGGAGUAAAUGACAUGGUUUGCAAAAUGGUAAAUAAAGAAGAUGCGCUAGAGCUGGAGCACAUCAUGUUUGCAAGAUGUGGUUGGAUAAAAAGCAGAUGGUGGCCUAGUUGCGCGUCUAUGCGAGUCCGUGGUUGUGGAGUCCGUUCUCUGUUGGCAAGCACUUAGGAGAUCGAAGGUUUUAUUUGAUGGACAAGAAGAUAUCGGUGCCUAAUGAUUAACACAACACCACCUCAUCGUGAAAAAGAAUAGUGACCUGUUUGCGAUUUCAGUCUUUGUGUGCAUACAAUAGUCUAUCCCGUUCCCGUGUAAUUUCAAGCUUUACGGUGAGGUUUUACAUUUUGCUUAUGUAUACUCUGUUACGUUGAUGCAUUCCCAAGGGUUCCCUGACACCAAUUUUUUUUUUAAAAAAAAGCUCGAUUGUGGAGUGUGACGAAUUUGUUAAA
Messenger RNA from Panicum hallii, 2723 nucleotides. Its product is annotated as sulfate transporter 1.2-like. Gene Ontology annotation, biological process: transmembrane transport. Bases 176 to 2158 code for a protein of 660 amino acids. The record is from RefSeq and is a predicted model, not a curated record. Gene Ontology annotation, cellular component: membrane. Gene Ontology annotation, molecular function: secondary active sulfate transmembrane transporter activity. NCBI's taxonomy places the organism in Eukaryota, Viridiplantae, Streptophyta, Magnoliopsida, Poales, Poaceae. The transcript has 14 exons.